Molecule: messenger RNA, 1367 nt
Organism: Helicoverpa zea (corn earworm)
Lineage: Eukaryota; Metazoa; Arthropoda; Insecta; Lepidoptera; Noctuidae
Exons: 4
Coding region: 675-1154 (159 amino acids)
Source: RefSeq, a predicted model, not a curated record
GUUCAUAUUGUCUACGUAAUUAUAGGUCAACGGAAUCAUAGCGCGAUCAAUAUGGGAUAUAAAAGUUAAAAGUUUACACAUAACCGCGAUAGAUGGCGUUGUUACUUUCUGAAUCGCGCUAUGGUUUCGUUACCGGCGAUAGUAUGGAUGUCGGAGAAUUUAAUUUUUUGGUGUGAGCAGCAAGCACUGUGGUUUACUUUAUUAUACGCGCUUAAUUAGUAUCCCAGUGUUUUAAUUAAUCACCCUCUCCCAAGUCGACCUUCGUUCAUGGUCCUUCGGAGUCGGGUUGGCCGCGAGUGUUGUGGCGGGUUCCGGAGGUGGUAGAAACUACCACCCUACGCUUCGAUACUGGGCAGUGGAUCGCUGUCCAGAGCAGCCCUUCAGUGGGUACCAGGUGAGAGGUACCCGGAGCUGGAGGUGGAAGACCGGUUGGCGCAGGGUGCAUCCAGUGGAGCGUGGUGCAGCACUACUGGUGACAGCAGCAGCCGGAGGGACGAGGCAAGGGAGGAGAGCAGGAAGGUGCAGGGCGCGGUCACAGGGGGCGCCACUGGUGUGGCGUAGUACAUCGCGACGUGACGUCAUCAGUGUCAGUGAGUGUUUGGUGAAAAAAAAUCUCUGCAGCUGUAGUUUGAGUCAACUGGUCCUUUGUUUACAAUUUAGUUAUUUUGAGAAUCAUGUCGAGAUCACCAUGCUACAGUCCGGAUUUUAAUAUUAUGGAUCCUAACAGAACUUCGUCAUUGAAUAACGAUUCGGAGGGAAUAAAUUUACAAAACACGAUGGACGACAUCAAUGAUCCUAUAACUCAUCCUUUUAAUUUUGCCCAAGAUAGGGAGAGUUGGUAUGCUGAAGUAGCAGCAGCAGCACAAGAGGAAUAUCGUCUUGAAAAAGCAAAGAGACAAACAUUAAAGAAGAGGAAAGUUAAAUCAAAAUCUUUGAAAACUAAAUCUUUUAUCAUGCGUAAAGAAUCGGAUCGUGCGCAACGCGUAAUAAAAAUUAUAAUUUAUGACUUGGACGGUGGCAAUAUGGAUGAAAUAUCAUCUAAUCCUGAAGAUGCAAGUGUGAAUGUGCAGUAUUUAGUGACUAGUGAAUAUGAUGAUAUUAUGACUGAAACUGAAUAUUUAGUUGGUAAAAUUGUAAAGAAAUUAAGCAAAUAGAUGUGUAUGUUUAGUUGUAGAUAAAGAAUAAGACUUUUUGUUUAUUAGCUUGUAAAUAAUACUUUACAAUGUACAUUUUAAUUUGUAAUUAAAAUAAUAGCCCUAAGUUUAGUAUAGUAGUUCACUUUUUAGUAGUACAGAAAUAGUUUGUUAUUUAGUUUUAUUAAUAGUUUAUUUUUUAGUACUUAGUGACUGGUCCCUUUGUAUAUUUAU